Microtus ochrogaster (prairie vole) is the source of this 993-nucleotide messenger RNA. Its product is annotated as procathepsin L-like. Gene Ontology annotation, molecular function: cysteine-type peptidase activity. NCBI's taxonomy places the organism in Eukaryota, Metazoa, Chordata, Mammalia, Rodentia, Cricetidae. The record is from RefSeq and is a predicted model, not a curated record. Gene Ontology annotation, biological process: proteolysis.
AUGAGUCCUCUUUUCUUCCUGGCCACUCUUUGCUUGGGGGUGGUCUCAGCGAUUCCAAUGCAUGAUCCUAGUUUGGAUGCUGAAUGGCACGAAUGGAAGACAAGACAUGGGAAAACAUACAACAUGCACGAAGAAGGACAGAAGAGAGCGGUGUGGGAGGACAACAGGAAGGUGAUUGAGCUGCACAACGAGGGCUACGCCAAGGGAGUGCAUGACUUCAGCAUGGAGAUGAACGCCUUCGGGGACUUGACCAAUACAGAAUUCAGGGAAUUGAUGACUGGCUUUCAAAGCGUGGAACCCAAGGAGAUGGAUGUGUUCCAGGAGCCUCUGCUGGGUGAUGUCCCCACGUUUGUGGAUUGGAGAGAUCAUGGCUAUGUGACUCCUGUGAGAAACCAGGGUCAAUGUGGUGCUUGUUGGGCAUUUAGUGCUGUUGGCUCCCUAGAAGGACAGAUGUUCCGGAAAACAGGCAGACUGGUUUCUCUGAGUGAACAGAACCUAGUGGACUGCUCCUGGUCGUACGGGAACAGUGGCUGUGACGGUGGCUUGAUGGAGUAUGCCUUCCAGUAUGUGAAGGACAACAGAGGCCUGGACGCAGGGGCGUCUUACGCGUAUGAAGCACGGAACGGACCCUGCAGAUAUGAUCCUAAGUCUUCUGCAGCCAACGUCACAGGCUAUGUGAAAAUCCCAGUUAGUGAGGCGGCCCUAAUGAAUGCCGUGGCCACUGUGGGGCCCGUCUCUGUGGGAAUCGAUUCCCAUCACUAUUCCUUCAGGUUCUAUAGUGGAGGCAUGUAUUAUGAGCCAAACUGUAGCAGCAGUAAACUGGAUCACGCCGUCCUGGUGGUUGGCUAUGGUGAAGAAUCAGAUGGCAAGAAAUACUGGCUGGUCAAGAACAGCUGGGGCACAGGUUGGGGCAUGAACGGCUACAUAAAGAUGGCCCGAGACCGCAACAACAACUGUGGAAUUGCGACAUAUGCCGUGUACCCCACUGUGUGA